Messenger RNA from Arabidopsis arenosa, 775 nucleotides. Lineage: Eukaryota; Viridiplantae; Streptophyta; Magnoliopsida; Brassicales; Brassicaceae. The record is from the annotation of a GenBank genome assembly.
ACUCAUUUCUCUUUCACUGAAAAUUUUCUUAGAGAAGAAGAAGAAGAAGCAAAAUGGCCACAAGCGCAUCAGCUUUGCUCUCACCAACCACAUUCUCCACUGCAAUCUCCCACAAAAACCCUAACUCCAUCUCAUUCCAUGGCCUCCGUCCUCUCCGUCUCGGUGGCUCUUCCUCCGCCUUACCUAAACUAUCAACCACCUCCGGAAGAAAAUCAUCCUCCGCUGUCGUGAGAGCUGAGCUAAGCCCUUCCAUCGUCAUAAGUCUCAGCACAGGUCUCUCCCUCUUCCUUGGCCGUUUCGUCUUCUUCAACUUCCAGAGAGAGAACGUCGCGAAACAAGGCUUACCGGAGCAGAACGGAAAAACCCAUUUCGAAGCUGGAGAUGAUCGUGCUAAGGAAUACGUCAGCCUCUUGAAAUCGAACGAUCCAAUUGGAUUCAACAUUGUUGAUGUUCUUGCUUGGGGUUCUAUUGGACACAUCGUUGCUUACUACAUCUUGGCUACUUCCAGCAAUGGAUACGACCCAAGCUUCUUUGGAUGAUUCAUUUCAAUCUCUCUUCUCUCGUAUAUGUAUAUGUUUGACUUGUGUUGCAAGCUAUCUAAUCUGUUCUCUAUCUCUGUUUCUUCACAUUCCUCUGUUGUUGUUGUCUAAGACUUUCCCUUUAUUUCUCCAUUUACAAAGAUUGGUUUGCAGAGUUUUAAGAAGAACAUAAUAGUAUACACUAUGGAAACAGAGAGAUGAAAUCACAUUUUCACUUACGCUCAAGAUUUCGAUUU